GAACGAGCCGUUCAUGGAGUUGGCCGCUUUCUUCCAACACCAGCUACUACCAGUACACCUCUGAUUCCACCGCCCCGGCAAUGACCUCUGACCCCCUUCCGGAAACCAAGCAUGCCCAGGAAACCCAGAAUGUUCUAGAAACUAAGAACCACCACGUCAGCGUCCCAAAGAAGGAGCUGUUCUCAGAGCUGCCAGAUAACCAGCUGAACCAAUAUGCCCCGGUGUUCACAGUAAAGCGUGUGGAGUCUGGAGGCUCUCUGAUCUUCAGCUGUAUCAUUGCCACCAAGACGGAGCUCUGGGACAUAGGAGACGUCUUUACCGAGGCGACAAGGAGCGGUCCUUCCUCUGACGUCGUCACCACCUCGGAGAACAAGAUGUCUGCCGCUAGUCUCCAGUGUCGGAGUGUAGAGAUCUCUAAUAAUACGACCCUCCAACCCCCAGCUCCAUCCAUCCACAGCCUACAGAUCAAAGAGGGACAUGUGACGGGGGAGGUUCAGGAAGAUAUCAACAAUAUCAGUCUGACUCCAGAACUCCAGAGAUUCCAGAACUGUUGUUCCUUGGUUACCCCAGGCAACCAGUGUCUGAACAUUCCAGAGUUCCAGAUCCGUAAGUUUGAGGAGAUGGCGGUGGUGGUGAGUCACGUGGUGCAUCCUGGGAACUUCUACAUCCAACAGGUCGACGCCACCCUCCAGCUGGAGGACCUCAACACUGAUAGUUUAGCAGAGCUGAAGUGCACUCCAGACAUCGGGACCUACGUCAUGGCUUGGUUCCCCCAACAGGAGAGGUGGUGUCGGGCACAGGUGGCCAAGAUAUGUGGCAUGAGUGGAGACAUCAAUGAGGUGGAGGUGAGGAGACUGGACUACGGAGACACUUCCUGUCUGUCUCUAUGUAACAUCAAGGAACUCAGUGCUGAGAUGACAUCACUUCCUCUACAGGCCAUACAGGUCUCCCUGGCUCAUGUACGCCCAGUGGACGUGUGUGGCUGGACCCAACAGGCAAUAUAUUGGUUCAGAGACAUGGUGGGCAACAGGACGCUGUACGCACGGCUCUACCCUCAGGGAGAGAGACACAGCCCCAAGGUGGAACUCUUCAUGGAGAAAGGAAAACUGGGGUCCAUGAGGAGAGGAGCCUCUCUGUCUCUGAGACUGGCUCAGAAUGGACAUGCAAAACAUGACAAGCUGAGGAGCCUGGGAAUCAAGAGAAGUAGUGCGCAGGAGCGAACCAAGAAAUGUCAAUCUGCCUGGAACAAGUACCUUAUUUCCUGUUACACCCAGAAUAAGAAGUAAUCUGAUAAAGGUGUUGUAGUUCAUUCUCCCUCUCCCCUACCUGAGCCACCUGCCUCCAUCACAUUAACCAGCCUUGAUACAGGUUGUCACUAUGUGACCAAAUUGGAAGCCCCGCCUUGUUCUAAAACGUUCUGCCAUUGUAAUCCUUUGGGCGGGCAGUGGCAUCUUUUUUUACUUUUGACUAUUUUCUAUGUUGUAAAAUAAUAGUCAAGACAU
This is a messenger RNA of Oncorhynchus masou masou (cherry salmon), 1502 nucleotides long. Its product is annotated as tudor domain-containing protein 1-like. The coding region runs from base 81 to 1286 and encodes 401 amino acids. The transcript is spliced from 7 exons. The record is from RefSeq and is a predicted model, not a curated record. NCBI's taxonomy places the organism in Eukaryota, Metazoa, Chordata, Actinopteri, Salmoniformes, Salmonidae.